UAAAACCUCGCUACGGAUGCACUAUGGUACAUUAUACACACAUCCUCCGGAGAAGCAUCAUCAUGAAAUACUACGUGGUUUUGGCGCUCGUUUCCAUGGCAACCGCUGCGAAAUUGGACCAGGUUUAUUUGCCGCCAAAUGUGGCUUCUGCUAGUGGAGCGGAUGCUGGUCUGCAAACUCCUUUUGGACCAUCUGAAAGUCAAUCAUUCGGAGGGCAAAGUCAAAGUUUUGGUGGGCAGAGUCAAGGAUUUGGUGGGCAAAGUCAAGGAUUAGGUGAGCAAAGUCAACGGUUCGGAGGACAAAGGUUUACGCAAGAAAACCAGGGAAGUUUGAACUUUAAUAGACAAUCAGAGCGAUAUGCAAACCAAGCUGAAAUACUGAAAUUUGAGAAUGAAUUGAACGAAGACGGAUUCAGAUAUGCGUAUGAAACAAGCGAUGGAACUAAGGCAGAACAAGAGGGUCGAGUCAUCCCCGGUGCUCUCCCAGAACAAGGGUCCCUCCUAGUAACUGGCUCAUACUCCUACAUCGGUGAUGAUGGUAAAACAUACACAGUCACGUAUGUAGCUGAUGAGAACGGCUUCCAAGCGACCGGUGACCACCUUCCCACUCCACCACCCGUACCUGAAGCGAUCUUGAAGAGCUUGCAACUUAUUAAGUCUAAUGGUAUUUACAGCAGCCAAAAAAGUAGUUAUGACGCUGAUGCCGGUUACUAAAUAUUUAAUUUAUUAUUAGACUGAUAUUAUAUUAUACAAACAUAAAACUAUUACGCGGGCUGGAACAUUUGCUAUAAAAUUUCACAAGGCGCUUUAUUCUUAAUAUCACUUGAUGUUCCGAAGUAACUAUACCUUUGAUUAAAUUUUAAGUAAAUAGUUUUAUCGGUUGUAUAAUAUAAUACUGAAAUUGUGAUACAUUUUCGAAAAUUACCUAAUUCGUUUACGUUAAUUAACUAUGGUUAGUUGAAAUACAGCUAAAGCAAUGACUUUAUUGAUUAGAUAGACAACGCUUUUGUUGUAUUCCAAUUAAACCACAAGUUUAUAAAACUACAAGUUUUUAUUGUUUUAAAUAAAGUUAAUAAUUAUUGUUA
Molecule: messenger RNA, 1084 nt
Organism: Colias croceus (clouded yellow)
Lineage: Eukaryota; Metazoa; Arthropoda; Insecta; Lepidoptera; Pieridae
Gene: CPR52
Product: pupal cuticle protein 36a-like
Exons: 4
Coding region: 24-713 (229 amino acids)
Cellular component (GO): chitin-based extracellular matrix
Molecular function (GO): structural constituent of chitin-based larval cuticle
Source: RefSeq, a predicted model, not a curated record